Molecule: messenger RNA, 343 nt
Organism: Paramecium sonneborni
Lineage: Eukaryota; Ciliophora; Oligohymenophorea; Peniculida; Parameciidae
Source: the annotation of a GenBank genome assembly
AUGCCAUUUAAGUUUUGCUAGCAUUAGAAAAUAACCUACACUUAAAAGGAUGAUUUAAUUUAUAUCGCUUUAAACAAAUAAAGAUAAAAACCAUACGAAUGGGGUUUUAGUCAUAUUUCAAGUGUUAAUUAUUUUUGGAUUAUGGCUUGGAUUAAAAUCAUUAACUUCACGAGUUAAUCUGUAGAUAAUUGAUCAACAGAGUUUGAAGAUUAAAUUUACUGAUUUUAAUUUUUUUUAAAUUGAUUGGUUAAAAUAGAACCAUAAAAUAAAUGUGGAAGAAGUUGGAGACGAUCACUGUAUGAAGAGAAAAGCCAUUGUUUCCUAAGAAAUAGAUAUUUUUUGA